Messenger RNA from Larimichthys crocea (large yellow croaker), 958 nucleotides. RefSeq names its product HESX homeobox 1 (gene hesx1). The record is from RefSeq and is a predicted model, not a curated record. Lineage: Eukaryota; Metazoa; Chordata; Actinopteri; Sciaenidae. The coding region runs from base 266 to 823 and encodes 185 amino acids. Gene Ontology annotation, cellular component: nucleus. The transcript has 4 exons. Gene Ontology annotation, biological process: regulation of transcription by RNA polymerase II; forebrain development; pituitary gland development. Gene Ontology annotation, molecular function: DNA-binding transcription repressor activity, RNA polymerase II-specific; RNA polymerase II cis-regulatory region sequence-specific DNA binding.
CACAUGGAAAAAACCCACUUCUUAAUUCUAAUUGGUGGCCGGUUGUAAAUCCUCCACUCCCAUUUAAAGCAGCAGUCAGCAGUUUGUACUCCUGCUGCUUCACAUGUGCCUCACACUCCAGCAUCCAUUCACCUGCUCAGUGGAUUUCAGACCACAGCUGCACAGCGAAGAACCAACAGCACCAUCUGAACCCAUGGAACUGUUGUCUGCUUCUGGUCGUCGUCAUCAGUAGUUUCAGUCGAUUAGUCGAUCCCUGUCAAUCGUUAUGGCGUCCACUCUGGCUCCUGUGACAGAAGGAGGAGACAGGCCGGCGUUUUCCAUCGAGCGGAUUCUGGGUUUGGAGCUGGAGAGUCCCGGAAACUGUCUGAAACUCCACCGACCAUGGACAGAGAUCGGAGCAGAGAAGGAGAACGCAGGAAACAGCGUGUGCUUUAAUCAUCAUCAUCAUCAUCAUCAUCAUCAUCAUCCUCAGCAGCUGAAGUCUUCCAGGCCGACAUCAAACUGGUACAUCGGACGCAGACCACGCACCGCCUUCACCAACAGACAGGUGAGCGUACUGGAGACAGUGUUUCAGGUGAACUGUUAUCCAGGUAUCCAGCUGAGGGAGCAGCUGGCAGGGAGACUGGACCUGGACGAGGACAGAAUACAGAUCUGGUUUCAGAACCGGCGUGCCAAGCUGAGGCGUUCCCUCAGAGAAACCCGUCUGCAGCUGGUCCAGUCAGCCGUCGCUGACCUCGGGGUCAGACAUGCACGAGGUGAGCAGGAGCUCGCCCAGCGACUCGCCUCCCGACUCCAGCUCGAGGUGGACGAAGUUGAGGAGUGAUGACGAAGAUGAUGAACUGUACAUUUAAUGUUCUCUUUCUAUCAGCUGGUUUCUUUCUGCUCCCUUCUAAACGUCAUGAGAAGCUCAGCUGUGGAGAAUUCACAGCCACAGGUUCAACUUAAUAUUAAUUUUCUG